Messenger RNA from Tyto alba (common barn owl), 6072 nucleotides. It is a transcript of the gene PTPN11, whose product is annotated as protein tyrosine phosphatase non-receptor type 11. The transcript has 16 exons. The record is from RefSeq and is a predicted model, not a curated record. Gene Ontology annotation, molecular function: protein tyrosine phosphatase activity. Lineage: Eukaryota; Metazoa; Chordata; Aves; Strigiformes; Tytonidae. The coding region runs from base 388 to 2433 and encodes 681 amino acids. Gene Ontology annotation, biological process: protein dephosphorylation.
AGACACCGCAAAGCCAAGAGCCGUAUCGCGAACCGCUCCUCCGCGCCCGCGCCGCCGGUACCAACCCGCCGAGCGCAUCCCAGGCCCAGGAAAGGGCAAAGACUCGCCGAGGCUGCAGUCGCCGCCGCUCAGGGUUCCCCUCGGCCCGUGCCACACCGCGGGGCUACAGCGGCUUUCACCGGGCUACCGCUUAGCCCCGAGGAGACCCCCGGUCCCGGCCCAGCGCGGUCCCCGCAGCCAGCGGCGGCCUGGCCCGGCCACAGGCAGCUCAACCUCCCGCUCCACCCCCGCUCCCACAUCGCCCCCAGGGCCUCAUCGCCACCUCCCUGAGGGCGCUGGGCCGGGCCCAUAAGCCCGGCACAGCCACCCGAGGGCGGAUGGCGGCGGAUGGCGCCCACCGGGCCCCGGCCCUGCCCGCAGCCGCUCCGCCAUUCUCACCUUCCGGGAUGGAAAAGGAACUCACAUCCGGGUACAAGCGGCCUAAAGGGAACGUGGCGUCUGGCGUCACCGCGCCGCCCGCAGGGCACGCUGGGACUUGUAGUCCCGGCGGAUCCGGCGCGAUCCCCGGUCACCCGUGGAGGGAACACCGGCCUCCGGCACUCCGGCCCGGGGGGGCUGCGUGGGCGGCCGGCGGCUCCGCAAGCGGGGCUCGGGGCACGGCGGAGAUGGUUUCAUCCGAAUAUUACUGGGGUGGAGGCAGAAAACCUGCUGUUGACAAGAGGAGUGGAUGGCAGUUUUUUGGCACGGCCCAGCAAAAGUAACCCGGGAGACUUUACACUCUCUGUUAGACGAACUGGAGCUGUCACCCACAUCAAGAUCCAGAACACAGGAGACUACUAUGACCUCUAUGGAGGAGAGAAGUUUGCUACUUUGGCUGAGUUAGUCCAGUAUUAUAUGGAACAUCAUGGACAGCUCAAGGAAAAGAAUGGAGAUGUUAUAGAGUUGAAAUAUCCACUGAACUGUGCUGAUCCUACAUCUGAAAGGUGGUUUCAUGGGCAUCUGUCUGGAAGAGAAGCUGAAAAACUAUUAACAGAAAAAGGAAAACAUGGAAGCUUUCUUGUACGUGAGAGUCAAAGCCACCCUGGGGACUUUGUUCUUUCUGUCCGGACAGGAGACGAUAAAGGAGAGAGUAAUGAUGGGAAAUCUAAAGUGACACAUGUCAUGAUUCACUGCCAGGAUCUAAAAUACGAUGUUGGUGGAGGGGAAAAAUUUGACUCUCUGACAGAUCUAGUGGAACAUUACAAGAAGAACCCUAUGGUAGAAACUUUGGGAACAGUAUUGCAACUCAAGCAGCCUCUGAAUACUACUCGUAUUAAUGCUGCAGAGAUUGAAAGCAGAGUGCGAGAGCUAAGCAAGCUAGCAGAGACUACAGAUAAAGUCAAACAGGGCUUCUGGGAAGAAUUUGAGACUUUACAGCAGCAAGAAUGCAAACUUCUCUAUAGUCGUAAAGAAGGCCAGCGUCAAGAAAACAAAAACAAAAAUAGAUACAAAAACAUUUUACCCUUUGAUCAUACCAGAGUUGUUUUACAUGAUGGUGAUCCAAAUGAACCUGUUUCAGACUAUAUCAAUGCUAAUAUUAUUAUGCCUGAGUUUGAAACCAAGUGCAACAACUCAAAGCCAAAAAAAAGCUACAUUGCUACUCAGGGUUGCCUACAGAACACAGUGAAUGAUUUCUGGAGGAUGGUGUUCCAGGAGAAUUCUCGAGUUAUUGUUAUGACAACAAAAGAAGUUGAAAGAGGAAAGAGUAAGUGUGUCAAGUACUGGCCUGAUGAAUAUUCCCUAAAGGAGUAUGGUGUUAUGCGGGUUAGGAAUGUUAAGGAGAGUGCAGCACACGAUUACACGCUAAGAGAACUUAAACUUUCUAAAGUUGGACAAGGGAACACAGAGAGAACGGUCUGGCAAUACCACUUCAGAACUUGGCCUGAUCAUGGAGUCCCAAGUGACCCUGGUGGUGUACUAGACUUUCUGGAGGAGGUGCACCAUAAGCAGGAGAGCAUUUCUGAUGCGGGACCAGUUGUGGUCCACUGCAGUGCUGGGAUUGGGCGAACAGGAACUUUCAUUGUGAUUGAUAUUCUUAUUGACAUAAUCAGAGAAAAAGGUGUGGACUGUGAUAUUGAUGUUCCGAAGACCAUUCAGAUGGUGAGGUCACAACGGUCAGGAAUGGUUCAGACAGAAGCACAGUACAGAUUUAUUUACAUGGCAGUACAGCACUACAUUGAAACGCUACAGCGCAGAAUUGAAGAGGAGCAGAAGAGUAAGAGAAAAGGUCACGAAUACACAAACAUUAAAUAUUCUUUAUCGGACCAGACAAGUGGGGAUCAGAGCCCUCUUCCACCCUGUACCCCAACCCCAACGUGUCCAGAAAUGAGAGAAGAUAGUGCUAGAGUAUAUGAAAAUGUGGGGCUGAUGCAACAGCAGAAAAGUUUCAGAUGAGAUGGUGUACAGAGACUUCCGUGCAAAGGCAGAAAUGAAUAUGUUUUUUAAAAAGGUCAAGAAAGAGAUGGAAGAAGCUUCACAUGAACGGUGAACUCUGAGGGCUUGGUACCUUUUUAUUUACGGUUUUAAUCCUUCAACAGUAGGCAAAACUCAAGACCAUCUAAAGGUUGUUUAUAUCUCUUCUCUCCAAUGCCUGAUUUACAAUUGCUCAUUUUCCAAAUAAAAGGAAAUCCUUUCUACAAUGUAGACAACUACUUUGUAGAGUCAGUUUUGAAUCCUGCAAACUGUUGGACUGUUAUCCAUUUGUUUUUUAAAUAGUAUUUUUGUUUCACAGUAUGGCUAUUAGGGUUUUUUUUUUUUCCUUAUUUGAGCAGUUGUGGGAUGUUUUGGUUGGUUGGUUGUUUUUUUUUGGGAGGGGGGUGGGAUGGGCGGUGGUGGGAGAGCAAUGAUAUGGAUAAAUCCGUUACACUAAUGUAAAAUACUGAUGGGAACAAUACUUGAUUGUUUGAAAACAGUGGAUCACCAGUGUGAAUAGAAUCAGCUACGUGAUAAAAUUAGUCCUAAUACAUUUCAAACUCAGACUGAGUUUCAUAGGGGGUGAGCAGUUAUUGAUAUGAAGGUGCUUUUUGUGAUAACUGAUGGCUUUGAUUACAACUUAGCUGAGUGGCUGGAUAGGCUAUUGUUGGGUAAUUAUGCAAGGUAGCCUUUACAUCAAACAAAAUUUCUUUUACAUGAUAACUACCCAAAAUAGAAAUUUACUGUAUCUCUCAAAAGACACGGUGGCCUAGCAGUUUGUGAGGACACUGUCAAUGUUAUUUUGUCUGUGUUUGUCUAUUAAGCAAGAGAUUGAACAUGUAGAGUUAAGGUAUUUUAAAAAGUUGCAUGGUGACACCUUGACAACAUAUUAAAAGCAGUGAAACAAUUAACCCACUGUGCAGGCAGUUACCUUAGUAUAAGGUAACCCUCUUCCCCUUCUGCUGGGGAGGUGGAAGCUGUUGAGCCUUCUGAUUUUUUUUUUUUUUAGUAAGGCCUUAUGCUAGUGCAAGUGGCUAAAUUAAAGUUGUGCGGGGAAAGCAGUGCAUGGAAGCUAGCUCUCCACUCAGAUUGCCUUAGUGGGAAAGGGCAGCACGGGCAGCAGGCUUGUUCUGGUUUGCUUCAUCAGGCAGGAGUUGGUUACCAUUCUACCUGAAGUGCCUUUCAGAGCUGCGCUGAAUUUGCUGUCCCUAUUCGAUUACAAAAUCACGUUCACCUGGAACCACUUCUGAUUGUUGUCACUGAGACAAAGUCCUCUUCUAGAGACUCUAGAACGAAGAACUGCUGUUAAGCUGCCAGUUAAUUGGGUUUCUUCACUUUGCUCUGUCCAAUUAUCUGGACCAGAAGCUCCCCUCGAAGCUGAUAGCAGCUGCAUGUGUGCGUCAAUGGCAGAAUUGGUCCCUAGGAGCGGGUACCGGUCGUGUCUUACCAAUGUCUUUCCCCAUGUUUCUGGGGAAGUUCUGUGACUUAAGUGGUGUUAAGGAAUGAUUGCCAUUUUCAUAAAGCAGGUGCAGAUGGUGAACGCUGCAUUAAAUUGCUGUAUGCAAGGGUGCAGGGCCAAUGGAAUUGUGUUACUGGCCUUACUAGUGAAAUUAUGCUAAAGCCUGGAAUGUAAUUAAUGCAGCUUUGUGAAAGGUUAAGUGGGAGAUUACAUUACCUUUUCCUGAGUGCUUAGCGAAAUCAAAUAUUUGAACACUUUGUUUGAACUGAAUGAAGGUGCUUCGUUAAUGUUAAGCAGAAUGUUGUUACUUUGCCUAUUGUCCUUUUUGUCUUCUGGGGCUUUGGGCUGUUUUUUUAUUGGUGGUGUUUUGUUUUUUUUUUUUGUUGUGUUUUGGGGUUUUUUUGUUGGUUUUUUUUUUUUUUUUGGAAAACCUGUCACCAGCAUACCAUAAUACAUGUUUUAAUGUCAUAGCCUUAUACUCUAGUUAUAAAUAGUUGUGCCCUUUUUAGAUCUAAAAUUUCUAGUAAUGAUGAGAGAGAAAUCUGUUCAUUUGGUAGUGAGAUGCCUCUUCUACAUUGCCUGCUUCCUAUCCCUAUUUACAGCUUCAUCCUGCUGAACAGGGAUCGGUUAUAAGUAUUGGUAUUUGUAUAGAGCAAUUGACAGCAAUUAAAUAUUUGUCUAAAACUUUGUGCAAAGUUAGACAAAUUCUACACUUCAUAUGUUAUAGCAAGGUGGAACACGUGUUCAGGUUUGGAGCUAUUCUGUGCCAAACUGAAAGGUCAGGGAAAAAGUCAAGAGAAAUGAGAGAAGGAUCCUGAAUGAAUCUGAACUCUGUUAUGAACUCAGUUAAUGUGAUGUGUCUUAAAAGAUUGACCUGUAUAAGCAGCAAUCAGUUAAAUGGCCAACAUAAAGUUGCCUCUUAGGACUUCAUUUUAGCUGUUUAGAACCUGCCACUGUAGGAUUUUUUUUUUUUCCUUUUUCUUGAAACCAGGGAAUUAUUACUGCAGAAUGUGUAUUAAUCCGGGGGAGCAUAUGGUGGAAGAAUGUCAGUGAGGGGGGAACAGAAUCUGAAAGAUUGUGAAUAAAUACCCCUCUCCUAACUGGAGUGUUAGGCCCUGCUGAAUACCAAAGGGGAGACCUUGCAAAAUAAAAUCUGUCUGCCUUUCAUGUACCAGCAAGAGAGGGACGAUUCUUAAAACAUUUUUUACAUUAUUUUAAACAAUGACUGGGGUUUAUGACAGAUGAAGCAAGAAAGAGGAAUGCCCUUUGGUACAGGGAAAAUAAGUGAAUGUGGGUUUCGUGUAUUUCUAGUGAGUUUUUAGAGAAUAAAUUUUAAGCAUUGAUUUACAAGCUUUUGCUGUAUCAAUGGAAUGGAAAAGGGAUGCAGUUCUGAAGUGUUCUGUUGUAGAAGACUUUAUACCACAAGGGAAACUUUAACCCAACUCCUAAGGCACAAUAAUUUAUACCAGCAUGAAUUUGCUGCAGACUUCAUUUAUUGAAUGUUUUAUAGGAUACACUUUAAUUUCAUCUAACUGUUGUUAGGACUGAUUGGUUCUCCUAUUAAUCUUGACCAAACUUUACUUUUUCCUCUUAAGAUAUGUGUUUGAAACAUGUUUAACAAGGAUAUGGCUAACAAAGUUAUAAAACUUGUUUCCUUUUUGUUGUAGGGAUGGGAAAAAUCACAGCUGGUACUAGGAUGUGUUGUCAGGUUUUGAUUUUCUACCCAUAACUUCAUUAUUUCAAAUUAAUUUUUAAUUUUUCCCUUUUAAAUAGUGAAACGUAAUUAAUAAUUUCAAGUCUGUUUAUUUAUGACAUUAUUGUGAUUUUUUUUUUUUUAUUGCAGUACUAAAGACUAAUGAAAAAGAAACCUCUUAUUAGGUGGAGUAGACCUUGCAUUUAUUUUUUUUUCCUGCAAUGUAUGAAGUAUUGUACUAGAGUAUUAAAUGAAAUGUAAUAUUUUAUUGAAAAAUCUCUAUCCUUUAAAAGGAAUACAUUUAGGAUGUCAUCAAUUUGAUGUGAAUCAUGUAAAUGUUGAUAAUGCGCUGUUUAUUAUACAUCUAGUGUUUCAGAAGACUCACUUAUUGCCUUUUGCCCACAUACAUUCUGUAGACCAUUUACAGUUGUCAAAAUGUGACAUUAAAAUAAUAGUUCAUGUAUAGAAA